AUGAACAUCAGAGAACACAUCGCAAUUUUAGUGGAAAAGCAUCCGAACCUAUGGUUGCCAUCGCAUGAUGACUAUCACAAUAAGGACCUGCGCGCCACAUGGAACAAAAUUGUCGAUUUGUUGCUUGAACGUGGUAUCGCGGCUGAUUAUGAUGUGAAAAUGAAAUGGAAGGCGAUGCGCAGUAGGUACAGGAAGUGCCGAAAGGGAAAAUCAGGACAAGCAGCAACUCGCACAGGAAUUUUCAGAUAUCUGGCAUUUCCGGAUCAAGCUGAAGUGGACGCGCCGCGAGUUUCGAAUUUAAAUGUGAGCGAUGAGGAGGACGUGAACGAUGAAAACGAUUUUCCAUCGUAG
This is a messenger RNA of Cylicocyclus nassatus, 351 nucleotides long. NCBI's taxonomy places the organism in Eukaryota, Metazoa, Nematoda, Chromadorea, Rhabditida, Strongylidae. The record is from the annotation of a GenBank genome assembly.